AUGCGUUAUCGACAACGCAAUGUACAGGAAUCAGAGAAAACGAAAAUAAAAAAGUUGUUUAACUCCAAUGACGCGUUAAGUACACAUGAACAAGAAGAAGUACUGAAGUAUCUUGCAAACUCUCUACACUCUAGUGUGAUGUGUGUGCGAGUACUCGCCGUACUGCAGUUACUUCUCGGUAUCUUGUAUGUAUGUUUGUUAGCGGCGGGGUAUCCAUUAGUGUAUGCGGUGUUUGAUGAGGCCCUCACUCAACCCUUUACAACGACAACCUCCACAUCUUCCUUUAAACUCUUAACAAAAGAAGGGGCGGUGGCCAUCACACUUGCAGCCUUUUUUUUAUUUUCCGGUGGUUUAGGGGUAUUACGUGCCUGUCGUCGUACACUUUGUUUAGAUGUAGAGGCUCUUCUUCAGGGUUCUAUAGUAACAACAUCAACAUCAUCAUCUUCUUCUUCUUCUUUACAUAUGAAGCAUAAUAAGAAGAAUGAUCGUGUGUGGGAAUGGUGGGUUGUGGGAGAUACACCGCGGCGUCAGUACACAUUGGCUUUUCUUUCACUAUGGCCUUGUGUCUAUUGGUUGUAUGUUAUGCAUGCCUAUCACAGACAUCUUGCUCAGAAAGAAGGGGUCAUGUUUAGUCUAACGGAUAAUUGGAUGGAGUUUGUGUUGGUGCUUUGGCAGCCGUUUAUGCAUAUUAUUAUUGGCAGGAUGCUUAGUUCUACCAUUACUGGAAGAGAAGAUCUCAUACGUCUGGCGAAGAUGAAAUAUCAAUAUGAUAAACUCUAA
Messenger RNA from Trypanosoma theileri, 780 nucleotides. RefSeq lists its product as uncharacterized. The record is from RefSeq and is a predicted model, not a curated record. NCBI's taxonomy places the organism in Eukaryota, Euglenozoa, Kinetoplastea, Trypanosomatida, Trypanosomatidae. The transcript has a single exon. Bases 1 to 780 code for a protein of 259 amino acids.